This is a messenger RNA of Nelumbo nucifera (sacred lotus), 333 nucleotides long. Lineage: Eukaryota; Viridiplantae; Streptophyta; Magnoliopsida; Proteales; Nelumbonaceae. The record is from RefSeq and is a predicted model, not a curated record.
AUGAAUCCCAACAGGAGUCACAAUGGCAUUCAGCUCUUGCUAGCUGCAGAACAAGAAGCCCUAAAUAUUGUAAAUGAUGCCAAAAAUGCAAAAACGUCCAGGCUUAAACAAGCAAAAGAAGAGGCCAAUAGGGAGAUUGCUACAUACCGUGCUGAAAUGGAGGCUGAAUUUCAGAAAAAAGUUGCAGAGUCCAGUGGAGAUUCUGGUGCUAAUGUUAAACGCCUACAACAAGAGACUGACGGUAAGAUUCAGUACUUGAAAUCAGAGGCUGGAAGGGUAUCCAAUGAUGUUACGGACAUGCUUCUAAAACAUGUGACAACUGUUAAGAAAUAA